Molecule: messenger RNA, 339 nt
Organism: Trichomonas vaginalis G3
Lineage: Eukaryota; Parabasalia; Trichomonadida; Trichomonadidae
Exons: 1
Coding region: 1-339 (112 amino acids)
Source: RefSeq, a predicted model, not a curated record
AUGUGGGCUUCUCCAAAAUAUUGCAUAGCAGUUAGAAAAAUUAUGGACUCCAUAGACAAGAAAGUUCAUGAGAAAUUAGAUGAAGAAGAACUCGAAGAUACAGUAGAGAAUGCUAAACAUUUGUUUGAAGAAGAAGUUGGAAAAAUGUGUGAAAAACAAUUAGAACAUGAACGCGAGAUAUGUUAUGGUUAUAGAGAUUCUUCAUACGAACUAGACCAAUGGGAACAAGAAGAUUUAAAGAGAGAAUUUAGAGAAUAUGAACUCGCUAAGAUAGCAUUUGAAGCUGCAGAAAAGAAGUUAAAAGUUUGGGGUCGUUUUGUACAAAAAUAUUGUGAGUAA